AUGAGCGAAUCUGCGCACAUUCCUGCACCAGAAUUCCUUGCUAAGGUAUCAGAAAUGUUUGCAACUGCAAACAGGGCUCAUCGCACAGUGCAUUUGUCGAUCAAAAGGCUUGUAGAUCGCGAUCCUGUGGAAGGUACAAGUGAGUUUGAUGCUACUGAAAAACCUUUGUAUGAUGUGUCUCGGAAAUCGCAGUUUACUAAGGUACCCGAGGAUGCAAGCACAAAGCAGUACCCUCUGCUUGUGAGAAUCUCGUGUUUGUCCGGAAUUGCUAAGCAGAAGCACUCAACGGUGGUAGAAGCUGAUGACCUCGACAAGUUUUGGAAAGACUACUCUGCUGCAAUCAAGACAGGUAUGGUAGGUUUAGUGAAAAAGAAGAAAAAGAAGGCAAAGAAAUCGCUCAGGAAGUAG
Molecule: messenger RNA, 408 nt
Organism: Lachancea fermentati
Lineage: Eukaryota; Fungi; Ascomycota; Saccharomycetes; Saccharomycetales; Saccharomycetaceae
Source: the annotation of a GenBank genome assembly